Knipowitschia caucasica is the source of this 1389-nucleotide messenger RNA. The record is from the annotation of a GenBank genome assembly. NCBI's taxonomy places the organism in Eukaryota, Metazoa, Chordata, Actinopteri, Gobiiformes, Gobiidae.
AUGAGCAAUUACAACACCUACACUAGCCCCAGUCAGGCAAUAGAAGAAAACAAAAAGAGGUCAUCUCUCUUGAAAGACUCCAGUUGGAUCAAAAAAGCUGAGGAAGAGGAUGAAGAUGUGGAUCGGGACCCAAACUUUGGGCGCAGUGUUUUAGGGCGGUACAAAGUGACUGAAACAACUGUUGUGAGUUCUGAGCCAUUAUCAUCCAGUAGAAAGACUUCAACCAGCUCUGUUGAAGCCCUGACAAAGAGGUUUAGCACGAGCCAGGAUGAGCUGAAUGCCAGUAACAGCCCAACCAGAAGCUCUUUCACCAGAAAUACUUACAGCAGUUACUCAUCAACAUCUCCCCAAAGAACUUCAGUUACAGAGGAACCGAAAACAAGUACGACAACAACUACGUUCUCAGAUAAUGGGAAAACUACCGAGACAACAAUUACAACGACCACUGAAAAGACAUCUACAAAAACGGAUUCCUUCACGGAUAGAGUGUUUUCUGACAAAACCAAAGGGUCACUUUACUCAAGCUAUUCCCCAACCAGAAAAACAACAAUAACUGAGUCGACCACCAAGGGCAGCUCCAACGAUACUGAGGACAAACUCUAUGGCACACUCCUCCCUGACUCCAUCACCUCAGACAGCAAAACUACUGUCUCCAGAACUGAAUAUGUGACUGUGAAAAGCUCCAGUGACAUUGCUGAGGACAAGCUUUAUGACAUUCCGUCACCAAUUAAGGACGAAAGUAAAGUAAUCACCACAGAGUCAGUGACUGUCAAGAGCAGCUAUGAACCAGAGAAGACUUCAACCACAACAAGAACUUCCACGUCCUCGACAACUGAGGAUGACUUGUAUGAUACUCUGAUACCAAAGGCAAUAUCUGACCUAUCCACACCAACCAGCUCGAUUACAAAGAGAGACCUCUAUACCGUGAGCAGCAGCGGAAGCAGCAGCCCAACUUCAUCUGUGACCCGUACCAGCAGGAGCAGCACUUACACUGAUGAGUAUCCCUCAAGUCGUACUUCGACCUACACUAUCAACACGAACACUAGUGAGGAUAUCAGGGCUGACACCAAGACCUACACAUACACAAAACCAGAGAGUUAUGAGUACUCCAGCAUCACUAGCCCCAGCAGCUACAGUUCUUCAACAUAUAAAACAACCAGGACAGUACUUGAGAAAGACAUGUGCAGCUACUGCCACAAGCCCUUCAUUGGAAAUGCAAAGAUAAUCCUGGAUGACGUGAAGAUCAACUGCCAUGCUACCUGCUUUAAAUGUGAAGUGUGUAACAGCUCUCUGGGCCAUCUGAAAGCUGGGGACAGCAUGUGGAUUUACAAACACAUGGUGCACUGCGAGAGAUGUUUUGAAGUCACCAGAGACAAAUGGAGGCGUUGA